This is a messenger RNA of Verruconis gallopava, 912 nucleotides long. RefSeq lists its product as uncharacterized. NCBI's taxonomy places the organism in Eukaryota, Fungi, Ascomycota, Dothideomycetes, Venturiales, Sympoventuriaceae. Gene Ontology annotation, molecular function: glycosyltransferase activity. Gene Ontology annotation, cellular component: Golgi membrane. The record is from RefSeq and is a predicted model, not a curated record. Gene Ontology annotation, biological process: protein N-linked glycosylation. The coding region runs from base 1 to 912 and encodes 303 amino acids. The transcript is spliced from 3 exons.
AUGUCGGGAUACCAUCACAAAAAGCCGUACUCGCCUUCGCGUCGCGUCCUCCCCCGUCGAUUCUUCGAGCCUUGGAAGAUCCUGGUUGCCGUCGUCGUGCUCUUCUUGCUCUUCUUCUUCCGAUUCGACGCGGCUCCGACGCCUGCUCCGGCGUCCGCGCCGUCAGAGGUGCUGGCCAAGGGCCUCCAGCGGCCUCUGGGCUUCCGUCCGCUCAACGAGAGCAAAAUCGCAAUCGUCACGUUCCACACCGAUCAAAAGUCUUACACGCACCUGUCGCUGAAGAACAAGUUUCAUUACGCGAGACUUCAUGACUACGACUUCAUAAUUGACCUGGAAGCGAACAACGAGCGAGGAUUGAUGUGGCACAAGUUCGACAUGGUUCAGCGCGCUAUCAAUGCUACAAAGUACGACUGGGUGUGGUGGAUCGAUUUCGACACGCUCGUCAUGAACAUGAACGUCAAGGUCGAGGACAUCAUCCAAGAUGCUUUGUCAAAGGUGGAGAACCCGGACAAAAUUGACUUUCUGUUUACACCAGACUGUUUCGAGCUGAACGCUGGCUCUUUUCUCACCCGCGCGACCCCACGAGCCCACAGCUUCUUCAAUCGCGUGAUAGAGUACCACCAGGCAAAUGCAACGUACGAGCAUCAGAUGAGCGAGCAGGACUGCAUGCGUGACAUCAUGUUCAAGUCCGCGUUCCUCGAGGGCAGGUUCAUCAUGCUGCCUCAGCAGUCGAUAAAUGCAUUCCCGGAAGAGAUCAGAUGUUGGGACCAAAGAAACAAGAAACCUUUUGAGCGGGGCAUGUUCUUCAUACACUUUGCAGGAGCUUGGGCACACGUCAAAGAGGACGACCCAACGGGCUACUUGAUGCAGAAGUACAAAAACCUGAUCAUAUACGAGGGAGAAAGCCCAUAA